AUGUCGGCCCGAGCUCUGCUGUUGGUCGGUGCGUCGGACUGGCGUCAUUCCUGCGCCGACCGCCGCCGACAGGGCACGAGUCCCUCUGAGUUCCCGACCGCGCACAUCUACACUUCGAGAUGAGAGGGAUUCUGCUUUCCAUCUGUCUGAUUGGUGUGAUCCUGCAGCUGGUGACCGCUCACCACGGACCAGAACAUUUGAAUGAUGGAGAUGAUCACAGCCAGGAGGCCAAGUUUCUGCUAAAGCCGACGACAAAGACGCGCACUCGGACCCGUAUCGCCACCACGACCACCGCGGCGUACUACUCCUGCGUGCCGAUAGCAACAUCCGUAGGUUCAACCGCCUGCACUCGCCGUCGACGCCGCGCUCUGAGACCAGUUCACGUGGCUCCGAAAGAAGGACGACUGAUGUCCAGCCAACAGGAAAACAUUGACGAGGUGGACGGCGCGCGGGACGGCCGUCUGUUCCACGGGGCUGUGACCGUCUACACCACCGAAUUUACCACGGUCACCGUCACGGCCACGUCCACCAACACGGCCUUCACCGUCAGCGUGUCGUACGGCUGCACAUUGACCGGGAUGGACCUACCGCCCAGCUGCUGAGCCAAGCAGAGAACCGCAUACGGAGCACUGACGGAUGGCUAACAGUACACAAGUAUAUCGUGCAUACGGAUGACAGCAAACAGAUGAUUGCAAAGAGAGAAAAUGACAUGCUGUGGAGAAUGGAGGACUACACGCAAUACAAUCAUGACUGCACAAGUGCACAGUUCUGGAUACGGGUACGGAAUGUUCAACAUUCGGUCAUAUGGGUGUUGUUCGACAUGUCACGUGCUGUCUUUUAUAGUUGUUGGGUUUUUACGAGCUGUUUUAUUGUUUUGUUGUUAUUUGUUAAUUUGCGAAAUAACAAACGACCUUUAUACUAACGACUGUUGAAAGCAGCCACUUAGGUGCCCUUUGUACAUCGCAGUGUCAUUUGUUGAGUGUUGAUUUCUUUAAUUUUGAUAAUACAUCACAUUUGUUGA
Molecule: messenger RNA, 1021 nt
Organism: Amphibalanus amphitrite
Lineage: Eukaryota; Metazoa; Arthropoda; Thecostraca; Balanomorpha; Balanidae
Exons: 6
Coding region: 120-602 (160 amino acids)
Source: RefSeq, a predicted model, not a curated record